Mytilus trossulus (common blue mussel) is the source of this 1353-nucleotide messenger RNA. Its product is annotated as neuroglobin-like. The transcript is spliced from 3 exons. The record is from RefSeq and is a predicted model, not a curated record. The coding region runs from base 129 to 683 and encodes 184 amino acids. Gene Ontology annotation, biological process: response to hypoxia; oxygen transport. Gene Ontology annotation, molecular function: heme binding; oxygen carrier activity; oxygen binding. Lineage: Eukaryota; Metazoa; Mollusca; Bivalvia; Mytilida; Mytilidae.
CAAUGACGACGUCGUGAAUCAAAAGUAUUUGAAAACACAACCACGUGAAUUGUUUAUAAAAAUCAUCAAUAAGCAUAGAUAUUAUAGAAAUGUAAAAAAAUACUUAGAAAAAGGAAUAUUGUUAAAUCAUGGGAUGUUUUGAAUCUAAAGGACAUAGAAUAUUUGACUUUAAGAAAAAGUCUUUCAAAAAUGAACAAAAUGGGAAUAUACCACCUAGUUUAACAGAAAAAGAAAGAGUUAUUUUAGUGACAUCGUGGCAAAGAUUAAGAACUGAUGUGGAGAAAGUGGGAGUAGUUACAUUCAUGAAAUUAUUUGAUAGCCACCCAGAAGUACAAGAUGCAUUCCUUCCUUUUCAACAGCUCAGCAAAAAAGAUAUGGAACAAAGUGCAAUAUUACGAUCACAUGCUUUACGUGUAAUGGGAACUGUCGAUAAAUGUGUAUCACGUUUAGAUACACCUGAUAAAUUCAAAGAAUUAAUGACCAAUCUAGGCCAACGACACCUUAAUUACAAUGUAAACGAAGAAUUUAUAGAGAUGGUAGGACAACAGUUUCUCUACGCUAUACAGCCACAUCUGGAGGAUAUAUGGUCAGAAGAGGUACAACUCGCCUGGUCACAUCUUUUCAAGUAUAUGACAUAUUACAUGAGACAGGGCCUCCGUGGCUCAACGACGAUCCAGUAUUAAGAAAGCAUUGCAUGAAAGUGUGUUAUUGAUAAAUAUGCAGCAAUGAUAAUUUCAGUAUCGGAACAAUAAUAAUGAAUACAAGGUAUACGUUCAAAGCAAAACAGACUGCUACCAUGUACUUAUGUUUGUUUUGAAAUGUAAUAUUAUCAAUUCAAAAUGGGUUUCACUGAAUCAAAAUGCAACUGCCGUUAUAACGUCUCAUGUGAGAAGCACAUGUAUAUAUUAGUGAUAUUAAAGGGAUAUUAGGGAUGGUUCGUUUGAUCAAAUCGUUCAUUUUACGUAACAUCAUUCAAAUUCAAAUGAGCAAGAACCAACAACGCCAAAAUUGAGACUGAGCAAAACGAACCCCUAAAUGAUAACUCAUUACGUUUUCAUAGCGAUAUCAAUUUUGACAUACGUUGUUUAUUAUGGAAAUAUUUGAUUCAUGUCAUUGUAGUAAAUCAUUUCACUAUCAUCAAUCAACGAAAGCGCAAGUGUCCUUAUUUGUUAAACAUCAUGUGAAACAAAAUAUAUGCACUGUACUAUUAUAGUUUGUUCAACCAUUAUAUGUAAAGUGUUGUUUUUGUGAAAAUUCUAUUAGAUUGAAUCGAUUUUUGUUUUAUAAUUUUCGUGCUCAUUCCUUGAUAUUUUCAAUACAUCCCGCGUCAAUUGCAACUACAUUUUUUUUAAA